Penicillium vulpinum is the source of this 2424-nucleotide messenger RNA. RefSeq lists its product as uncharacterized. The coding region runs from base 1 to 2424 and encodes 807 amino acids. The transcript is spliced from 5 exons. The record is from RefSeq and is a predicted model, not a curated record. Gene Ontology annotation, molecular function: ATP binding; protein serine/threonine kinase activity. Lineage: Eukaryota; Fungi; Ascomycota; Eurotiomycetes; Eurotiales; Aspergillaceae. Gene Ontology annotation, biological process: protein phosphorylation; intracellular signal transduction.
AUGACGUCUGAAAUGAGUGAUUCGAUACCCACCAACCUUACGGAUUCAGGAUCCCAAAUCAUGCACCCCACCAAUAUCCCCGACCAGGCUUCGGAGCCCGGUGACGCCGAUGCCACGUCAAGAGCUCAGCCUAGUCAGGUCCGUUUCUCCUCCAUCACAGAGGAAAUUGAACCAGAUCGAUCCAAAUUGUCCCCUCUACCAGAGCAACCACAGCAAUCUCUGUUUGAUGAGCAAAAUUUAUCUACAGACGAGGAACAAUUACGGUCGCUGGCGAUGAGUAUGCAGGGCGCACAGCUUCAGGAGUCGCGCCUGCGCAACUUCUCUUUCGACGCCAUGUCUCUUCCGUCUUCCAGGGUUGCCUCUCGAGACUCUCGAGACUCGAGCGUUCGUAGCGGACAUGGCAGCGGACAUGGCACCAGUGCCUUUGCCUCCCCACAUGCGUCUCCUCCGGUCUCUGCCGUACAAUCGCCCCCUCUUACUCCAGCUGCAACCCAUUCUCGCGAAGGCAAAACCAGCGAGAGCUCCUCCCUGAAAGCUCAUAGCCGACCCCACGUGCAGACUAAUUUCACCCCUGAAGCAUCACCUCCAGUCGGAUCGACCGACAAGAACGGCACGUCUCGACCCGCUUCCUCCUCCCGACCCGUGUCCACCGAUCACCUGCCCACUAGACAAAGUGAAGGCUCGGAGCGGCCUAACGCUAUCCAACUACCGAGACAUCGUGCGCAGUUCUUCAUUGGAAAUGACGGGGGCUCCCAAGAAGAAAGCCCCCCUCCCACUCCAAGAGAGUCUCUUACCCCGCCAGGUACUAUGACGCCUGUAGGCGAACCUAAUGACCCAUAUGCGCGCCACAAGCGACCACCCCAGUCUAAAAACCUUUCCCAAUUGGAUCCCCGGUUUAUCUUCAGCGGUCGGGACGUCAAGCGAUCAUUUCGUCCGGGAGCUCCACGAUCCACCAGUGCAAGUGACCUCAGCAAGCCUACUGACAAGCGAGGCAUAUUUGGUUCCAAGAAGGAGCACGGCGAGAAGACCCUGGGCCACCAGCAUCAAGGUUCUAUGUCUGAGCUGAAGCGAUUCUUCAAAAUGGGCCAUCGCAACAAGCGAUCCGAGUCCCCGACGUCCAUGCCUAAGAAGUCGAGUCGAUCAUCUGGGAAGUCCACUCCGUAUCAAAUGGCUCCGGACAAUGUUCCUUUUGCCGAUGACCAUGGUUUGAAUUCUAAAUAUGGAAAGCUGGGCAGGGUACUCGGAUCUGGAGCUGGUGGCUCUGUGCGUCUUUUAAAGCGCAACAGUGACGGUGUCACCUUUGCAGUGAAGCAAUUCCGAGACCGCCACAACUGGGAGAGUGUAAAGGAAUACUCCAAGAAGGUGACUGCAGAGUUCUGUAUUGGCUCCACCUUACACCAUGGCAAUAUCAUCGAGACCUUGGACAUCAUCCAAGAAGGCACUCGCUGGUACGAGGUCAUGGAAUAUGCGCCGUUUGAUCUGUUUGCUAUCGUGAUGACGGGCAAAAUGAGCAAGGAGGAAAUCGCCUGUUCUUUCAAGCAGAUUUUGAGCGGUGUGGCUUACAUCCAUGGCAUGGGUUUAGCCCAUCGGGAUUUGAAACUGGACAACGUGGUGGUGAAUGACCGUGGCAUCAUGAAACUCAUUGAUUUCGGAAGUGCCGUCGUAUUUCGCUAUCCUUUUGAGAAUGACAUUGUCUCUGCUUCAGGUAUCGUUGGCUCGGAUCCCUAUCUUGCACCCGAGGUCUACGACGAGAAGAAAUAUGACCCCCGUCCCACGGAUGUUUGGUCGCUGGCGAUCAUCUUCUGCUGUAUGACCUUGCGCCGGUUCCCAUGGAAGCAACCGCGCAUGACCGACAACUCAUACAAGUUGUUCGUUUCCAGCCCAACCCCAGGCACCCCGGUUCCCGAACCAGACCCACGUCGUCGGCCCAAGUCGACACCCGAUCUUCCUUCCGAAGGCCAAGACGCUAAGCGUCUGACUCCUCGCUCGAGCGGACCUUCUGACCAGUCGGGAUCGGAGCAGAACGGAAAUGUAAAUGAAAACGGAGACGAAAACAAAGCAGAGCCCUCGCAGAGGGACGUCCCCCCCCAUGAGCGGCCCACUCGCACGACCAGCAAAGAGGCACCACCGGUUCAGCCAUCCUCCCAGAAUUCUGGGCAGCGCCAGGAAGUCAUCAAGGGCCCAUGGCGACUUCUCCGGAUCUUGCCGCGGGAAAGUCGGUACAUCAUUGGCCGCAUGCUGAAAACCAACCCGAAAAAUCGAGCGACACUCGAUGAGGUACUGUCGGAUGACUGGGUAAGGAACAUUCAUGCAUGCCAACAGGACGGAACUGGUGAAAUUCACAAUGCCCCCGGCCAUACCCACGUCCUCGAGCCCCCCGCUCAGAGCCCUGCCGUGGCUAGCAAAGCUACCAAGGCUAAAUAA